CGGGGACCGAGAAGGAAGGAAAGAGACCCUGACUUUUGGAACUCUGAAGACCAGGGUUCAUCUGUGCUCCUUGCUGCUGUGAGAUCUUGGGCAGGGACCUCUCACCUCUCAGCCUUAACACACUUUCCUGUGAAAUGGGGACUGUGGCCAUCCCUUUGUCUGAGUCACUGUGAGUGAGGACACAAUGGCCCAGUGGUUGUUGUGAAACAUCCUUGUCCUGCAACGUCAUCUAUAGGGACGCCCUUUUGCAGGUUCUCCCGGGGCCUUGUGAUUCCCAGGGCACACAUCCGUCCCACGUGAGACACCAAGGACACAGGCAGCAUGAACUGGGGAUUUCUACAGGGGAUCCUAAGCGGGGUAAACAAGUACUCCACGGCCCUGGGCCGCAUCUGGCUGUCGGUGGUCUUCAUCUUCCGAGUGCUGGUGUAUGUGGUGGCGGCGGAGGAAGUGUGGGAUGACGAGCAGAAGGAUUUCAUCUGCAACACCAAGCAGCCAGGCUGCCCCAACGUCUGCUACGAUGAGUUCUUCCCCGUGUCCCACGUGCGCCUCUGGGCCCUGCAGCUCAUCCUGGUCACGUGCCCCUCCCUGCUGGUCGUCAUGCAUGUGGCCUACCGGGAAGAGCGGGAAAGGAAACAUCGCCGCAAGCAUGGGCCCAAUGCCCCGUCCCUGUACAGCAACCUGAACAAGAAGAGAGGCGGCCUGUGGUGGACGUACCUGCUGAGUCUCAUCUUCAAAGCCGCUGUGGACCUUGGUUUUCUCUACAUCUUCCACCGCCUCUACAAGGACUAUGACAUGCCCCGUGUGGUAGCUUGCUCUGUGGACCCCUGCCCCCACACCGUGGACUGCUACAUCUCCCGACCCACGGAGAAGAAGGUCUUCACCUACUUCAUGGUCAUCACAGCAGCCAUCUGUAUUCUGCUUAACCUCUGUGAGGUCACCUACCUGGUGGGCAAGAGAUGCAUGGAGGUCUUCGGUCCCCGGCGCCGGAAAGCCUCCAGGAGGCAGCAUCUACCAGAUACGUGCCCACCAUAUGUGAUCUCCCAAGGAGGUCACCCUCAAGAGGACACCGCUGUCCUAACAAAGGUCGGGAUGGCCACAGUGGAUGCAGGUGUGUAUCCAUGACCUGCAGGUAGGGUUACGAGGUCACUGUCUGUUCGCUCAAGCCACUGGAGAGAAUAGGCGAAGGGAGCGUGGUCUUCUGCAGCAGGUCAGGUGGGGAACAUGGCUACGGGGACUCCAGAAGGUCAUCCGAGGGCUAGCAGAAGAUGGGGAAAACUGUUGAGUCCCUAAAUCCUGAGCCUCCAGGGACUUGAUGGCUGGUGGGGAUUUUAUAUUUGUUAAUAGAGUACCUUAACCCUCCUAAUAAAUAUGAUGUUACCAGUGCUUUGUAGACAGGUGGUGUGUGAUGGGUGGAGAAAUAUGGCGGUGGUGUUUCAAGUGGGCCUCUC
This is a messenger RNA of Acomys russatus (golden spiny mouse), 1448 nucleotides long. RefSeq names its product gap junction protein beta 4 (gene Gjb4). The record is from RefSeq and is a predicted model, not a curated record. Gene Ontology annotation, cellular component: connexin complex. Gene Ontology annotation, molecular function: gap junction channel activity. Gene Ontology annotation, biological process: cell communication. The transcript has 2 exons. NCBI's taxonomy places the organism in Eukaryota, Metazoa, Chordata, Mammalia, Rodentia, Muridae. The coding region runs from base 322 to 1122 and encodes 266 amino acids.